GAGCGAGGAGCCACCGGCGGAGCCGCAACGGGGUCGGUGCCGAUUUGAUGGGACGGGCCCGCGGGGGAGGAUCGUGAGGCCGCCGCCGCCGCCGGAGCGCUGAGGUUCGGGUCCGGCCGUGAGGCCUAGAGGCUCCGCCGCCGCGGAACCGGAGGGACGCCGUACCGGACAGCCGUCGCCCCGGGCUCCCCGCAGCUCCCCGGACCUCCCCCUGCACGUCCCAGUCCCGCCACCCGCCCCCGCUGCGGCCCCCUUGCCCGUCUCCGGCCCCUCCAAGCCACAGAUCAUCUUCGGAUUCUUCCUCAGAAGCUUCAAGUAGGGAUAUGUCCUCAGCACCAACUACUCCUCCAUCAGUGGAUAAAGUAGACGGAUUUUCUCGGAAGUCCGUCAGAAAAGCCAGACAGAAGAGGUCGCAAAGUUCCUCACAGUUUAGGUCUCAAGGCAAGCCUAUUGAGUUAACACCUCUGCCGCUGCUAAAAGACGUUCCAUCCUCAGAGCAGCCUGAACUGUUCCUAAAGAAACUUCAGCAGUGCUGUGUCAUUUUUGACUUCAUGGACACGCUAUCUGAUCUUAAAAUGAAAGAAUACAAGCGCUCCACUCUUAAUGAACUGGUGGACUACAUUACAAUAAGCAGAGGCUGUUUGACAGAGCAGACUUACCCUGAAGUAGUUAGAAUGGUAUCUUGCAAUAUAUUCAGAACUCUCCCUCCUAGUGACAGCAAUGAAUUUGAUCCAGAAGAAGAUGAACCUACCCUUGAGGCAUCGUGGCCACACUUACAGCUUGUAUAUGAAUUUUUCAUACGAUUUUUGGAAAGCCAAGAAUUCCAACCCAGCAUUGCCAAAAAAUAUAUAGAUCAGAAAUUUGUAUUACAGCUUCUGGAGCUGUUUGACAGCGAAGACCCUCGGGAACGGGACUACUUAAAAACAGUUUUACACAGAAUUUAUGGCAAGUUUCUUGGUCUUAGAGCAUUUAUCCGAAAACAGAUUAACAAUAUUUUUCUAAGGUUUGUUUAUGAAACAGAACACUUCAAUGGUGUAGCUGAACUGCUGGAAAUAUUAGGAAGUAUUAUCAAUGGCUUUGCUUUACCUCUUAAGGCAGAACACAAACAGUUUCUGGUGAAAGUGUUGAUCCCCUUACACACUGUCAGGAGCUUAUCACUCUUCCAUGCACAGCUGGCAUAUUGUAUAGUACAGUUUCUGGAGAAAGAUCCUUCACUCACAGAACCAGUUAUUAGGGGGUUAAUGAAAUUUUGGCCUAAAACAUGUAGUCAAAAAGAGGUCAUGUUCCUUGGGGAACUGGAAGAAAUAUUGGAUGUGAUUGAACCUUCACAAUUUGUUAAAAUCCAAGAACCUUUGUUUAAGCAAAUUGCCAAGUGUGUAUCUAGCCCCCAUUUUCAGGUGGCAGAAAGAGCACUCUAUUACUGGAAUAAUGAAUACAUCAUGAGUUUGAUAGAAGAAAACUCUAACGUCAUCCUUCCCAUCAUGUUUUCCAGCCUUUAUAGGAUUUCGAAAGAACAUUGGAAUCCGGCUAUUGUGGCGUUAGUGUACAAUGUGUUGAAGGCAUUUAUGGAAAUGAACAGCACCAUGUUUGACGAGCUGACAGCCACAUACAAGUCAGAUCGUCAGCGUGAGAAAAAGAAAGAAAAGGAGCGUGAAGAAUUGUGGAAAAAAUUGGAGGAUCUGGAGUUAAAGAGAGGUCUUAGACGUGAUGGAAUAAUUCCAACUUAACAAAAAUAAUGACAACAAUAUUACUAACCUGUGGAGUCACACAUUUAUGUAGUAGAAGAUGGAGCAACAGUUUUCUGUAUUGUGCAACUUUACAGUAGAUUUCACAUUUGUUUCAUUAUUACAACAGCACUGUAUAUACCUGUCUCUAAGUAAAGGAAAAAAAAAUAAGGACUUCAAUCCAAAGUUUGGACAGUAGAUGGACUUCUCAGAACUUUGCAAAUAUAAUCAUUGUUCUAACCCUCUCUAAAAAACAAAUCGGUCUUCAAAGAUCUGUUGAUGAAAUUGCUAUGUUAAAAUUCCAUUAUCGGGAGUUCCUUAUUUAUCACUAGCAGAGAGUAUGAUACAAUUUUCAAAUGUGAACAAUCUUAAAUUUAGCUUGUCUUUCUGCUAAGCUGUUAAAUGUAUUUAUAGUAAAGGAAAAAAAGACUGUCAUUUCCUUAUAAGUUUGUAUAACAUCCUCCUCUGGAUCACUUGACUGUAAUUUGACAUCUUUUUCUUUUGCACAUCUUCCUGAGUUGAAUGUCCACAUGGAAUGGGGCCAUGAAUUAUAAAGGUCCCUGAUAAAAGUUCUGUUUACUGGGGUGAACAUCUUUCCAGUAACCAGGUAGUCCUGGUACUCCUGUAGUUUUAAAAUUAGGAGUUAAAAGAGAAGAGGUGAUAAACAUAGUAGGAAAGGGAAUUUUGGAUUCACGCAUCAGUUUAUGGUGAAUCCAAGUCAAUGUCUUGAAUCCUUUGAAAACAGGCACUGGGACAUCACAGGCUUCAGUACCUGACCAGUAUUAGUUGCAUAUAUCAUUGAACACACAUACCAGAGAUGUUUCAGAAAUGUGAGAAAAACAUCCUUUUGGACCAUUUGAAAUAAAGACAAACACUGAACAAUAAAUACAACCAUGAAAUUGAUCGCCAGGAUUGCAAAGCUAAUUGGGAAAAGAGUUGAGCAAACAGCUUGGACUGUUUGGAGUUGUUGCCUUACUUUUUAAUAUGUAUUUAUAAAGUAUUCCAGCAAAAGAGGAUGUAGCCUCUGGGAAAAAACAAACAUGUUAACAGUGUUUUUUGUAGAUUCUCGUUCUAUAUCUCAUCACAGUGCCAGCCCUGUUUUUAGCCGGAAAGGAUUCAGGAUAAACAUUAUUAUGCAUUCUGAAUUGGAUGCAUAUUCCUAACUACUGUAUUUGUUAUCAAAAGUGGUUCUACAAAUGCUACUGAAAAAUAUCUGGAAAUUCCUAAUGUCCUGAGUAUUAAUAAUAAAGUUUAAAAAUGCUUUUAUAUCAAA
Messenger RNA from Saimiri boliviensis boliviensis (Bolivian squirrel monkey), 2997 nucleotides. It is a transcript of the gene PPP2R5E, whose product is annotated as protein phosphatase 2 regulatory subunit B'epsilon. Gene Ontology annotation, biological process: protein dephosphorylation; signal transduction. Gene Ontology annotation, molecular function: protein phosphatase activator activity. Gene Ontology annotation, cellular component: nucleus; protein phosphatase type 2A complex; cytosol. The record is from RefSeq and is a predicted model, not a curated record. NCBI's taxonomy places the organism in Eukaryota, Metazoa, Chordata, Mammalia, Primates, Cebidae.